AUGGCUGAGUUAGACCAAUAUGCUAUAAUGAUUGAUAUCGUUCUCUCUGAUAUGGAUUUGAAAACGGUAACGACAAAAAAAGUUAGGAUGGCUUUAAAAGAAGCGUUUGCGAUUGACUUGGAGUCACAAAGCAAACCCAUUAAUGAGUUAAUUAGAAUGCAUUUGCAACUUGUAAAAGGAGGGCCGUCUUUGAAAAGAUCUCUUGAAGAUGUACUAAGGGAAAAUGCUACUUUGGCGAUGAAACUCACAAAGGAAGUAAGUAUAAACAAACCAUCAACGGAGGAAGAAGAGGAGAAGAAUGGUGAUGGAAUCAAGGAUGCUGAUGACUUGAGGACAAAAACUACAGUUAACAAGUCGCCUAUCUCAACACGACAAGUUAUAUUGUCAAAAUCAUUAGCGAAUUUACUGGGGGAACCCCGAUUAACAAGAACCGAUGUUGUACGACAAGUUUGGGCAUAUAUCAAAGAGCACGAUUUGCAGAACCCGAAGAACAGGAAAGAAAUAUUGUGCGACGAAAAACUGGAGUUGAUAUUUGGUAAACGUACUGAUAUGUUCAAGAUGCAUAAAAUUUUGGUUAACCAUAUGACGGACCCUUCUAAAACAACCGAUAAUUCGUCUCCAGCGAAGGCAGUCAGCAAUCCGAUGCAGAAAAACAUCUGA
This is a messenger RNA of Saccharomyces kudriavzevii IFO 1802, 660 nucleotides long. RefSeq names its product Uaf30p (gene UAF30). Gene Ontology annotation, molecular function: RNA polymerase I cis-regulatory region sequence-specific DNA binding. The record is from RefSeq and is a predicted model, not a curated record. Gene Ontology annotation, biological process: nucleolar large rRNA transcription by RNA polymerase I; transcription initiation at RNA polymerase I promoter. Lineage: Eukaryota; Fungi; Ascomycota; Saccharomycetes; Saccharomycetales; Saccharomycetaceae. The coding region runs from base 1 to 660 and encodes 219 amino acids. Gene Ontology annotation, cellular component: nucleus; RNA polymerase I upstream activating factor complex. The transcript has a single exon.